CCAACCCAAGCACGUGCGCGGACGGGCACCGUCACGGGCCAAUUUCCAAAUGAGACGAUCCCGCCGCGUGCCACCUUGUUCCUUCUUUCAUUCCCCACCGCCCAACUCGUCUCCCUCCUCGCCGGCGCGGGAACACCGCCAAGCCCUAGAUCCAUCCACUCAUCCUUCUGCCCCCUUCCCCCUCCGCCGCUACACCGCCGCCGCUACGAGCACGGGAACGGCGCGCAGCUGAGAUCCAUCCAGGAUUCGGAUUGACUCCUCUCUUCGUUGGUUGUAGUAUCAUGGGGUUCGAAUCCACAGUACCCCUAACUGAUCAUGUAGUAGAUAAGAGUGAGAUUAAAACCUCACAAGUUGUGAGCUGUGAUUCAACAGUUGUAGAAGAGGUAAAAAAUAGUCUGAGUGACGAACCUUUUCUGCAAGUUCCAUUGGAAAAUGAGGAAGACACAGAAUCCCUUGGUACAAUAUGUGAUCUUGAAAAUAAUAAAGGCGAUGUUGCUGAGGCCAUCAUUCCAAGGGGAGAUAUACCUGAAUUAUCGAUCUCUAGCAAGGUUUCAGAUGACAUUCUUUCAUUGGGUUGUGAGACACCACGUGAAAGCAUCUUUGAUCCCUUUGCCCCAGGACCAGAGGAGGCUGCCUGUGCACCAAAGAAGAAAGUCAUUAGAGGUGCAGAAGUUCUUUCUCGUAGGCAGCUAAAUUUUGAUUCAGGUGACUACCCGGCUAAAAGGUUAAGUUUUGAUCGGAGUGAUUCUGAAGAGGCAGAUCAAUAUCUUCAAGUGAUUCACAAGAUGAUUCUUGAUCUCUUUAUUUCUGAUGGUUCUCUUGAUCGAGAGGAAGAAAUUGAAAAGAAUCUGAUAGAUUCAAGUCCACAUGAAAGCUGUAAGACACCUGUUUCAAAGCCUCUACUUAUUGGCAUUGCAACCACAUGCCCAGAUGCUCCUUUGAGGCCAUCUCUCAAAGUGUUGAAACUCAGCCCAAGCAUUUGUCGAAAGAUCGACUUUGAUUCAGUUAGUCCAAGGUCUUCAGUUGCUAAAGAUAAUAAUUGAUGAGCCAGUUCCUCUUGUUUGACAAGUAAUGAGGUGAUUGAAUAGUGGAUCUGCCCUGGGAACAGCAUUUGGUACAGUUUUUGACUGCCUAUCUCCCAACCUUAUGUCUGAGUACUUUAUGCCAUCGUGGUAACUUAGCUAACCCUGAACCUGUAGGGACUAUUGCUGAUGUUAAAGAAGUAGCAAGCAGUUUAAGUUAUACAUGUAAACUAUGUUUUGUUUUCCUUUUCAACUGGGUUAGUGUUACCUCCCUGAUUUAUAUCAGUACAUGUGGUCGUUGAUCAUGUGUUUUUGUAAAUCUUAAGUGACUAGUUCUGUCAGAUUGAAGUAAUGCAGCUAGUGCAGUGUAUGUUGAA
Phragmites australis (common reed) is the source of this 1399-nucleotide messenger RNA. RefSeq lists its product as uncharacterized. The coding region runs from base 282 to 1043 and encodes 253 amino acids. The record is from RefSeq and is a predicted model, not a curated record. NCBI's taxonomy places the organism in Eukaryota, Viridiplantae, Streptophyta, Magnoliopsida, Poales, Poaceae. The transcript has 2 exons.